ACUGAGUUCAGAACUAGAAAUCGGGAUGGCCGAGAAAACGCUGGUGGUCGAGGGUCUUCCAGAUGAUUUCCACUCAGUGAGGGCGAAGUUAGAGUUAUAUUUCAGAAACAAGAGGAGAUCUGGAGCGGAGGUUUUACAGAUUCAGGAGCAUCCAGAAGACAAACGGAAAGCUCUGCUCGUUUACCUCACUGAAGAAGAAUUAAAGAAAGUACUUGAGAAAAGAAUCCACCAGAUUGAUUUCAAAGCUCAAGGAGUCGUGAAAGUGACAUUAAAACAUCUGGAGGACCAGAGCCCUGUGGUGCAAAAAGUCAAACCUCCUGUACAGCCUAAACCUAAGCUGGAAAAGCUCGAGCUCAACCAGUCAGCACAGGCCCCUCCCGCCGAGUCGGUCUCCGAAAUUCCCAAAGGAAAUGAUGGGGACUCCAGAACACAGGACUUGCUCGUCAGCACCACCGAGUCAGUUGAUAAAGAUACCCUCACAAUGUACUUUGAGCAGUUCACCGAGCACGUAGAAAUCACAAAACAUGGGAAAGACAGUUGGGUCCUAAAAGUAGCCAACCAGUCAGAUGUACAGAAGAUUCUGGGCCAGAAGGAACAUGACUUUGGCAUUUCGGUGGAGGUGUGUAAAAAAGGAAAUGUGUCAGAGAUGUGGGACCCCCGUCGCUUCAUCUUAACUGGGUUUAAAGACAACUGCACAUGCAAAUUAAUUUCAGUGUUCAUUGGCAGCUGCAGUCAAAAAGCAGAACAUACCUGGGAGCUUUUAGGUGAUGACAGGAUUGUGGUCACCUUCAAAGAAGAUAUUGAUGGAAAUGUAUUCAUAAAGAAGUGCACCACCAAAAAGCUGAAGGACAUGGAGAUUGGAGCUUCUCAUUUGGAGCUUACAGAUUCAGUUCUGGUGGAAGGGGACAUGAGCAAAAUUAAAGAAGAAAUUCUCACUCUGUACUUCAGCAACAAGAAGAGAAGUGGUGGAGGAGACGUCAAAUCCUUAAUUUGGGUCAACAAACUCAAAAGUGUGGUCAUCUGCUUUGAAGAGUUUCAUGUUGCGCAACAAGUAGUGGAGCAGAAGCAUCGUAUUUGUGAAACGGAUCUCAGCGUUUUUCUUUUUUACCCAAGUCUGCAGACGGCUCUAACUGGGAAGAUGCCUACUUUGUCCAACAUUCCCACAAACAUCAUCAUUCCUGUUGAUGAGGAAGUGCUUGGUUUCAUUGAAAGAAAUGGACAGUGCAAAAAUGACUUUCAGAGUCAACUCAAGAAGGUUCAUGCUAUUGUCCUUUUUGACAACACCACAUCCUCCCAAGAGAUAAAACUGGAGAUGGCUGUGGACAAAGAGUCUUUAGCCGCACUGCGAGUUGGGCGAACCUGGGAGUCUAAGGCCAGAAGAGAAGCGGAUGCCUUUCUGAGCAAGUACAGCACAUCUGAAUUGGCAGUUGAGGUUGAGGUGUGGAAGAGGGUAGAGAAGCAUUGUCACCAGCUUAUCAGUUUGGAUGUUGAUCUCUCCUUCAAGGAAGACAAAAGCAAAAUUGUAGUAGUUGGCCUAAAAGAGGCAGUCAGUACCCUUUUAGACAAGAUACGAAGCCUUCUUCAAGAUGCAUCUGCAGAAUUAGAAGUCGAGAGAAACACUGUUGAGAAAGUGAUUCCCUUGGGAUCGAAAGAGAUGUUUGAGCUGGUAGCAAAUCAAGUACAUUCCAAACUAAGUAGUGAAACUAGUUUUAUCAAAGAUGAAGGAUCCCUGACCUUCAGUCUUAGAGGUUUGAAGGAUGAUGUAAGUGUAGCUGAGAGGGUCAUCACACAGGUAAAGGACAGUGUUGUCCUUCACAAGUUGAGCCUCUCGUUGCAUCUGCUUCACUUUCUGAAGUCUUUAGAUCUAAAGAAAUUUGAGCAAGACCAUUUCGUCCCAAGCCAUAUCCCAGCUUUCUUUCUGAAGAAUGGAGAUCCUCUUGGGAUCCUUGUAGAGAAAGCAAACAUUAAGAAAGCUGAGGACAAAUUAACAAAGAUCCUGAAAGAGGAGGUCAUCAAAAUUACAAGUGAUCUAACUUCAGUGAUCAACAGCGAAAACUGGGUGAACUUUUUGAAGACACUUAAAGCCGAAGUGGAAUUAGGCCAUAAUGCUCAUAACGUUAACAUUAUACCUUCAGAGGGAGAGAUUGUAAUCUGUGGAUUUGCUCAAGUGGUGGCAGACCUCUCACAAAAGGUGAGAGACUAUCUGGAGAACAAGACACCAGCAACUGAAGACAUCCAUCUCAGGUCUUUGCGAGAGGUUGAGUUUGUUGAGUCUUGCAUGAACUUGUCAGAAGUUCCAGAAAUCCGUAACCUUGGCGUAACCAUACUUGCUUGCAGGACAAAGAGUUCUCCUAGUCUGAAGGUUACAGCAGCAAAGGAGAAAAUCAAAGAUGCAAGACGUGUGGUGCAAAAGCAUGUGUCGUCCAUUAUCACCGAGACGUUGGCUUAUUCUAAAGCAGGAGAGUCCAAGGUCAUGCAUAAGCAUGAAGCCAAUGUGAAGGCCAAAGCCAAGGAAUUGAACUGCAUGGCUUACCUGUCAGAGAAAGCAGGCAGUACUGGUCCUUCAAAGUGUUACACCCACAAAAUAAGCAAUUUCCUCACUUUAACACUUGCAGAGGGGGACUUGCUGACCUAUACAGCUGAUGGUUUUGUUUGUCCUAUGAAUAGCAACCUGGCUUUUGAUCAUCUGAUUGCCCAGCGGUUCCUUCAAGUCGGAGGGUCUCAGAUUCAAUCAGUGUGCAGCAGACUCCAGAAAGAAAAACAAACCUUACUUGCUGGGGAUGUGAUCCUCAGUGACACUGGUCAUCUUCAUGCCAAGGCUCUCAUUUAUGCUGUCUUGCCCCAGAGUAACCAGACUCUGAGCUUUGGUUACCUGGAAUCGGCCAUUCUUGGUAGCCUCCAGGAGGCUGAAAGUAGAAACUGUGCUUCUGUCGCGAUGCCAGCAAUGGGCUGUGGAACUUUUGGGUUUUCUGUCAAAGAAAGUUGCACAGCAAUCAGAGAAGCAAUACUUAAGUUCAGCAAUGAUCAUCAAAGGUCUGCAAGCAGUAUAAAGAAUAUAUUUUUGGUGGAUUCUAAUCCAGCCAUAGUGGAAGAGUUCAACACCAUCAUUGCUCAACUGGGUUUUCCGAUUGUAAGGACAUUUGCCCAUUCAUCAAACACCACCCCUAAAAACCCUUUUAAACCUGUGAAACGUACACAAGGAUCAGACACAGAAGUGACUGUUCAUGGAGUGCAAGUGUAUCUCAAAAAAGGAGACAUCACCAAAGAGACAGUGGAUGUCAUCGUUAAUUCCAACAACAGUGCAUUAGAUCUUAACACUGGUGUUUCUGGUGCAAUUCUGACAGCGGCUGGGCAAUCAGUUGUGGAUGAGUGCAAAAAGCAUGGUCCUCAGAAACCAGACGGGGUGGUAUUGACAAGUGGUGGGAACCUUUCAUGUAAGCACAUCGCUCAGAUGGUUGGGCCUAACAAUGCUGCUGACAUCACAGCCUCCAUUGAGAAGGUCCUGAAUCUGUGUGAAAGUCAGAUGGCUGCCACAGUGGCCAUCCCUGCUAUCGGGACAGGGAGGGGUGGUAUUGGAGCAAAUGAGUCUAUCAAAGCCAUUGUUACUGGACUUGAAAACCAUUUGAGUCAGUUGAUGUCAUCCUGCCUUAAGGAGAUAACUGUGGUUGCGUUUGAACAGAAGAUUUUCGACUCCUACUGCAGUUACUUCAAGGAGAGGAACAAGAAGAGUCCUCCUAAAGUUGCAACACAAACCAAGAUGCCUGCAAACCAAGCACAAACCAAGAUGCCUGCAAAUCAAGUCAAAAUUGCAGGUGUGAGGAUUGAGGUGAAGAAAGGUAACAUCAUCAACGAAACUGUCCAAGGCAUUGUGAACACCACAAAUAACCAAAUGAACCUGACCUCAGGUGUUUCAGGGGCCGUAUUCAAAGCAGCAGGACCCUCUGUUCAACAGGAGUGCCAAAACCAUGGUCCACUUCAGAGUGACACGGCUGCAGUGACCAGUGCUGGAAACAUGCAGUGUGAUUACAUCAUCCACAUAAUGGGUCCCCACUCCGCCGCUGAUGCAAGUUUACGGGUGAAGAAAGCCCUGGAGCGCUGCGAGGAAAAGCAGAUUAGCACUGUUUCCUUCCCUGCUGUUGGGACUGGUGGAGGUGGCCUUAAGGGUGCAGAGUCCAUUACUGCCAUGCUGCAAGGCUUUGAUGACCAUUUAUCUAAACGUACCUCCACUGCUAUCAAACUCCUUUACGUUGUUGUCGACCGAGAUGAAGUCCUACAAGAGUUUCUGCAAGGACUGAAACAAUGGACUACAAAACCCCAGCAGGACAGCGAUGAAGAAUUAGAUGAAGAUAGUGACGAAUCAUCUUACAGCUCAGGUGAUGAGAGUUCAUACUCAUCAGCAGAAGAAAAAGAAGAAGAAGAAGAAGAAGAAGAAGAAGAUGCCAGAAGUGCUGCCACCACAGAGGCAAUCAUUGGCCAUGUCAAAGUUAAAGUGCUUUGUGGUGACAUCACGAAAGAGACGACGGAGGCGAUCGUCAGUAGCACUAAUACCAGCCUUAAUCUCAGCUCAGGUGUUUCCGGAGCUAUUCUCAAAGCAGCAGGACAGACUGUUGUGGAAGAAUGCAAGAAACUAGGUACCCAGCCCAGUGAUGGUGUGGUCCUGACGAAAGGUGGAAACCUUCCAGUUAAGAACAUUGUCCAUAUGGUUGGUCAGACCAGUGAGAAAGAGAUUACACGCUGCAUGUAUAAUGUUCUGAAGAAGUGUGAAGAAAACAAGAUCCAGUCUGUGUCUUUUCCUGCUCUUGGAACAGGAGCAGGAAACCUGGCAGCAGCUCAGGUUGCAAAAGCCAUGAUUGAUGCUCUGGCUAAUUUUUCCAUUGACUCUCCAGCUUUUUUAAAAAGUGUCCACAUUGUUAUUUUUCAACCAAAAAUGUUGGCAGAAUUUGAAGAUACUCUGAAGAAGUUCAAGAAGAUCUCACCAAAACCCUCAUCAGUAACCAAGGCCAGACCAAUAAAGCAAACACAGGCAGCAUCAAAGCCAGUCAAACCACCACUGUGCCUUGCUACUGAGACUGCUGCAGUAACUUUCCCUGUCAUGAAUGUGGAGGUAUAUGGGACCUCUCCUGCUGACCUUGCUAAACUCAAGAAAUGCAUUUCUGAUCUCAUUUCUGAAGAGUGUACCAGCAAAGAUAUUUUGUCAAGUCAUCUGCCCAUCCUUCCUGAAGCUGACAAAGAGGCCAUCGUGGCUCUCAGUCACAGUAACCAAGUACAUGUCCAUGUGGCUGCUGCAGAUAAAUUGACUGUGUCAGGGAAGACAGAAGAUGUUUUAGAUGCUGUUCUAAAGAUCAACAGCUUCCUCCAGGGAGUCAAGGACAGGGAGCUCCAAGAAGAAGAAGAAAAGAGACUGAGUGAGACAUUACGCUGGGAGGUGGCCGAAGGAGAAGCAUGGGUGCCACUGGACAAAAGCAUUAGCUACCAAAUGGAGUUAGCCUUUCACAAGAAAGAGCAGACAUUUACUUACCAGAAGAAAGGGGAGACCUACACUGUGAACUUCAAGGACUUGAAACGAGUGAACAGCAAGGGACAGUCCUGUAGGGUCAAGAGAACUCUGCUUGGAGACUCAGAAACAGCUGUCAUUAAUCCUCCACCAACAUGGACCAAAAUGGAUGGAAAGGACCUUGAAAUAAUUGCUCUGCUUCCAAAUUCAGUGGAGUACAAGAAAAUAGAAGACGACUUUGUACGCUCCAGUAAACACAAAGAUGUGGCUCCUGUGCAGGUUGUGGAGAUCCACAGAAUUCAGAGUCAGCGACAGUGGCAGAGAUACUCUGUGUUGAAGCAGGCAGUGGACAAGAAAUACCCCAACCAGGCAAAUGAGCGCUUUCUCUAUCAUGGCACCACUAAAGACAUCUGCCAGAAAAUCAAUAAAAAUGGCUUCAAUCGGAGCUUCUGUGGGAGAAAUGCUGUUGUUCAUGGUGAUGGCACCUACUUUGCCAAAGAAGCCUGGUACUCCUGCCAGGAUCAGUACUCAAACCCAGAUGAGAACGGAUUGAAGUACAUCUACAGAGCCAGAGUCGUGACUGGGAGGCCAUGUAAAAGCCGACAAGGAAUGAAGGAGCCGGACCCUCUGGACCCCAAUGACCCCCGGGCUGGUCUGUACGACUGUGCAGUGGAUAAUCUGAAGAAUCCAUUCAUCUUUGUGGUGUUCUGUGAUGCGGGGGCUUACCCUGACUAUCUGAUUACCUUCAAGAGUAUUUAACUAGGCAGCUUUACAGUACUCGCUCUUGUAACAAUCAGCUUCAGUCCUAACUCAUCACUGGAAAUCAUGAAAUGCGUAUAUCUCAGGAACUCAUAGUAGUUAAGGUCAAUAUGUUGACUACUUAAGCGAUAAUUCAUUUUACUUACAAUUUACAAUGCAGUACGUGUUGAAAGCAAAACAUCGGGUGAAAAAAACAGGUUGAAAUCAUGGUCCGCUCUGAUCUAUACUCUCAGUGCCUUAUCAAACAGUGACACAAACAUGUUCUGUUGUUUUCUUACUCUUUGUGAUACUCAGCAAAAGGGCUACUUUUUAAAUAACUUCCAAAAAGAA
Colossoma macropomum (tambaqui) is the source of this 6583-nucleotide messenger RNA. It is a transcript of the gene parp14rs3, whose product is annotated as poly(ADP-ribose) polymerase family member 14-related sequence 3. Gene Ontology annotation, biological process: negative regulation of gene expression. Bases 26 to 6253 code for a protein of 2075 amino acids. Gene Ontology annotation, cellular component: cytoplasm; nucleus. Gene Ontology annotation, molecular function: NAD+ poly-ADP-ribosyltransferase activity; transcription corepressor activity. The transcript is spliced from 26 exons. NCBI's taxonomy places the organism in Eukaryota, Metazoa, Chordata, Actinopteri, Characiformes, Serrasalmidae. The record is from RefSeq and is a predicted model, not a curated record.